Ambispora gerdemannii is the source of this 1125-nucleotide messenger RNA. The record is from the annotation of a GenBank genome assembly. NCBI's taxonomy places the organism in Eukaryota, Fungi, Glomeromycota, Glomeromycetes, Archaeosporales, Ambisporaceae.
AUGAUAAAUUUGCAAGUUGACGAAGCAACUAGCUCAUUAUUAGGCAAUGGCAAGAAAACCACACAAACUAGUCACUUUCUGUGUUGUUUGCGACGUUCAUGUAUUGGCAAAGCAGGUCGGGCUCGUUUGGCUGUUAGAUUUUUUAUUGGAGUUUUAGUCACGGUUGUUUAUACAGUGUUGGUGAUUUUUGUGGUUGACUAUGUGAAGACACCGUGGUUCGGUUCGAAUCUGUUGAAUAACACGUAUGCAUGUCAUGAUACUAUUAGUUGUGAACAGCGCCUACAACACAAAGAAGACAAACUAGAAUCAAAUAAUUCAUCAACGACAUCACCAAAUUAUGUAUUCUUUAGUUCAUUAUACAACGAGAAUUAUCUGGAAGGCGCACUGACAUUAGGAUACACAAUAAGGAAACACCAUCCAAAUCAUCAGAUGCAUGUGAUCUAUUUCCCCGAAAAUUUAUCCAAAGCAUCACUCUGUAAACUUCGUGCUGUUGAUUGGAUACCACGUGCUGUUGAACGGCUCCCACCUCCGUGGGAGGGAGGUUCGGCGCACUUCGCAGAUCAAUUCACAAAAUUAAAAUUGUGGUCGUAUGCAGAGUUUGACGGGAUCGCGUAUAUCGAUUCGGAUGCGUUGGUGGUACAUCCAUUGGAUAAAGCAUUCGAGUUGAUUAAGGAUGGUGCAACAGGAUUUGAGUUCGCUGCCGCGCCCGAUGUUUUUGAAGGGACGAUUGAUGUUGGGUUUAAUGCUGGAUUUAUGGCGUUCAAACCUAGUAAGAUUGUGUAUGAUGAGAUAAUGCGUACUCAUACAAUACGUGGCAACUAUGACAUUAGAUUUGCCGAGCAAGGUUUUCUCAAUGAAUUCUAUCGAUUCAGAAUGAUCACACUACCCAUCACCUACAAUUUCAACCUAUCAAUACUCAAGAGGCAUCGACAUCUCUGGAAGCUACUAUUUGACGAGAUAAAAGUGAUACAUUACACAGUAAUAAAACCAUUCAUGGAGCCAUCGUCGCCACGACUGUUUAGUGAGCCUUAUGCGUUCUGGUUUAAAGAGAAUGAUGCGAUGCAUAAAAAGUUUGAUGAUAAGUUCCGAGAGUGCGACGAAAAGGAAAAGGAUGAAGAGAAGUGA